AUGCAGUAUCAUUAUCAGAACGAGGAGCCAGCUUUCACUUCUUGGCUUCAGGCCAUCUCAGAGCCUAAGACGAGGAUCUACUAUCCUUUAUCAAAGCCCAGUGACAUGUCCCGGAUCUCCUCUCACCGGCUGGGGACCGAACUGUCCGGCACAAAUUUGAUGCCCGGGCAGUCAUGCUAUCCAUCACUAUUUCGAUCAAGCGCUGAGGUUCCUUCAUUCUUCGUGUCUUAUCGGUGGUGGGAGGACGAAGCAACUACUGUGCUUUGGGCAUUUGAUGUCCAGGAAAUCCAGCGUGUUAUUCGCUAUGGGCUUUUCCGUGACGAAAACCUCCCUCGCACUGCUUUACAGAGCCGAAAUGCGUCCACCGUUGACUCAUUCCUUCUGACCCUCAUCGACGCCACAGAAAGAGUCUUUAUUGCCAACCUGUCGCACAUCCAGAAGGUCGAGGAGAUUUUGCGACGAUGCACAGUGAAUAGCCCUCCACUUGUAUCCUGGAGUUGGUUCCCCACUCAGAAAGAUCGGGCCUUGGAUCCUAGCGACAUUGCAGAGGCAAUCGAUGCUGAAAGCCAUCUCCACUUCACACGAAUCUCCUUCGAGGAAAUGGUUCGAUAUUCACUAGGAUACCAUGCUGACUCGGUCGAGUGGUUCUUUCAACAACAUACUGCUUUGUACAUCCACCUACAGAACUACCUCCACGCGUUCCCGGAUGAGGUCGAGAGGUAUCUCGCGGUUGAAAAGCAUCUUCGAAACCGGAGUCCGUUCGCCCAUCGUACUUUAGCCCAGUGUCUAAUCACCAUGAACCCAGGAAGUAGCCCCGACAUAACCUCAAAUACAGCACCCGCCUUCGAGUUUAUCGCGGGUUCCAUCCAACGUUUGUUCAAAGAGCUUCCACCUAGUCUGUCCUCCAUUUUGAAAGUGCUAUCCGUCUUGGGGGUUCGGUAUCAACGGAAGUACGUUCACGUCCGUAAUAUGAAUUGGCACCGCCAGUUCAACGUCACUUUUUCCUUCCUCGAAGACCUCAUGGGCUCGACGUCCGCUGCCGACUUCGCGCGCUCGCUAACAAACCUGGACGAGAGUCAUUUCUCAGCACUAACCCAGCAAAACCUCACCGACCAUGACGCCGUGGCAAGCCGGAUUCUAAUACAAUGGGAGCUUCUCAGUAUUGACGUCUGGGAAUCCUGCACUGCUUUGCCGCACAUGAUUGGAUACAUCCAAGAAUGCGUACAGGCUCUCCUCGACAUCCACAAUUACCAUUCUUUCACUGCUAUCCUCAGCGGCCUGCAGAAGUACAGCAUCACCGAAUCGACCUUCACCACCGCCAACACUAUCACUGGCACCGCGGCCCUUAAUCCCGUCCUUCCACCUAACCUGCUGUAUUUCUUAGAUCCGAGCCAGAAUUUCAUCGCCUACCGACAACAGUUCCAAGGGUCGCCGGGAAUCCCGUUUCUGUUCCCGCAUCUACAGGAAUAUAGAGAAUGCGGUGCACCGGCACUUCAACAGCUCUUCCAACAAUUGCGGACGGCUCUCACUCCAAGGGGGUGA
Messenger RNA from Aspergillus tanneri, 1542 nucleotides. RefSeq lists its product as uncharacterized. Bases 1 to 1542 code for a protein of 513 amino acids. The record is from RefSeq and is a predicted model, not a curated record. The transcript is spliced from 3 exons. NCBI's taxonomy places the organism in Eukaryota, Fungi, Ascomycota, Eurotiomycetes, Eurotiales, Aspergillaceae. Gene Ontology annotation, biological process: small GTPase-mediated signal transduction. Gene Ontology annotation, molecular function: guanyl-nucleotide exchange factor activity.